This is a messenger RNA of Gossypium arboreum, 2836 nucleotides long. RefSeq names its product casein kinase 1-like protein HD16. Gene Ontology annotation, molecular function: protein serine/threonine kinase activity; ATP binding. Gene Ontology annotation, biological process: signal transduction; peptidyl-serine phosphorylation; endocytosis. Lineage: Eukaryota; Viridiplantae; Streptophyta; Magnoliopsida; Malvales; Malvaceae. The record is from RefSeq and is a predicted model, not a curated record. The transcript has 17 exons. Gene Ontology annotation, cellular component: cytoplasm; nucleus. Bases 315 to 2459 code for a protein of 714 amino acids.
GACACACAAAUGACCCUCACCCGUACAUAAUAAAAUUUGUUUUCUCAAUCUUCUCUUACAGUUCUAUUCAAUCAAUCUCUCAAAAAAAAAAAUUGGUUUUUUCUGUAUCUUUCGAUAACCCUAAUUUUUGGCAUACCUUUUCUUUUUCCAAGUAUUGAUUUUUAUUUCUGGUUUUUUUUUUCUAAAUCAAGCCCCCAAAAAUGUAUUUUCUGAAUAUUUCAUCAAGAAUCGGAGCUUGACCCAUCACGUUUUUUGAGAAGAUUUGAAGGGGGUAUCGAGGGAAUUAAUUGGAAUGUGAAUUGCAUGGGGUGAAGAUGCCAGAUUUGCGAAGUGGAGCCCGGAGAUCGAAACGCAUUGAUGAUCUUCAGCCUCCUCCUCCUCCUCAUCCUCCUCAUCCUCAACCAGUUGAACAACCGGAGAAUUGUGUACUGCUUGCUCAAAACCGAACCAGGAGGAGAGUUGGUGGAAGAGGGAGGGGUAAUGCUGCAGGUGUAGCCAAAGGGCCCUUAGCGGUGGUACCUACGAGGCCAACAGCUGCUGGUAGAGGCCGGGGCAUUAGGUUGAUAGAUUUAGACCCCGAACCUUGUCAGGUUCUUCCAGGGGCUUUACCUUUGGUUGCAGCUGAACCGGCGGCUUUUAACCGAGUAGAGGUGGUGGCAGAUAAAGAUAUUGCAAUGGAGGGUAGGAGUGGUGACAAAAUAGUUGGAGUUGAUGAAGAAGCUAGUACAGCCCCAGUUCCUGAAAGGGUACAAGUGGGUAAUUCUCCUGUAUAUAAGGUAGAAAGGAAACUGGGAAAGGGUGGUUUUGGCCAGGUUUAUGUUGGCCGAAGGGUAAGUGGUGGUAGUGGUAGAACUGGACCAGAUGCAAUUGAGGUAGCCUUGAAACUUGAGCACCGAAACAGUAAAGGUUGCAACUAUGGUCCACCUUAUGAGUGGCAAGUGUACAAUACCCUAAACGGGUGCUAUGGAGUUCCUUGGGUGCAUCACAAGGGUAUCCAAGGAGACUUCUACGUUCUGGUGAUGGAUAUGCUCGGUCCUAGUCUUUGGGAUGUUUGGAAUUCUUUAGGACAAUCGAUGUCUCCUAAUAUGGUUGCCUGCGUGGCAGUGGAGGCAAUAUCAAUUCUUGAAAAGCUUCAUUUAAAAGGGUUCGUGCAUGGGGAUGUGAAGCCUGAGAAUUUUUUACUAGGCCGACCUGGAUCAGCUGAUGAGAAGAAGCUAUAUCUUAUUGAUCUUGGUUUAGCUUCUAGAUGGAAAGAUGCACGCUCAGGUCAACAUGUUGAUUAUGAUCAGAGGCCUGAUGUAUUCAGGGGAACAGUUAGAUAUGCUAGUGUACAUGCACAUUUAGGUCGGACUGGAAGUCGUAGGGAUGACCUCGAGUCUUUGGCAUACACAUUGUUAUUUCUUCUAAAAGGGCGGUUACCAUGGCAGGGUUAUCAGGGGGAUAACAAGAGUUUUCUGGUUUGCAAGAAAAAGAUGGCCACUUCACCCGAGUUGAUGUGUUGCUUUUGUCCUGCACCAUUUAAGCAGUUCCUCGAAGCUGUUUCAAAUAUGAAGUUCAACGAGGAGCCCAAUUAUGCCAAGCUCAUAUCCUUCUUUGAAAGCCUAAUUGAACCAUGCACACCAUUGCAACCAAUUAGAAUUGACGGAGCUCUUAAGAUUGGGCAAAAGAGGGGAAGAAUACUCAUUAACUUGGAAGAAGAUGAGCAACCUAAGAAAAAAGUACGAAUAGGUAAUGCUGCUACUCAGUGGAUUUCGAUUUACAAUGCUCAUCGCCCUAUGAAGCAAAGAUAUCACUACAAUGUAGCGGAUUUGAGAUUGAGCCAACAUGUGAGUAAGGGUAAUGAAGAUGGUUUGUUUAUUAGUUGCGUGGCUUCGGCAGCUAAUCUCUGGGCCCUGAUCAUGGAUGCGGGAACUGGUUUCUCUUCCCAGGUUUAUGAAUUGUCAACCGUAUUUCUACACAAGGAUUGGAUUAUGGAGCAGUGGGAAAAGAACUACUAUAUUACUUCAGUAGCUGGGGCAAAUAACGAGAGUUCCUUGGUUGUUAUGUCGAAAGGGACUCCUUACACCCAGCAAUCCUACAAGGUGAGCGAAUCUUUUCCGUUCAAGUGGAUAAAUAAGAAGUGGAAAGAAGGCUUUUAUGUAACAUCGAUGACAACUGCUGGGACUCGCUGGGGUGUGGUAAUGUCAAGGAACGCUGGAUUCUCUGAUCAGGUUGUGGAGCUCGACUUCUUAUAUCCAAGUGAAGGAAUACACCGGCGAUGGGAGAGCGGUUACAGAAUAACAUCAAUGGCUGCAACUGUGGAUCAAGCUGCCUUCAUACUUAGCAUUCCAAAACGAAAAACAACAGAUGAUACUCAGGAAACGCUCCGUACAACUGCCUUUCCCAGCACCCAUGUAAAGGAAAAAUGGGCAAAAAACCUAUACAUUGCAUCAAUUUGUUAUGGUCGGACAGUUCGCUAAUCCCGGUCUGUACAUUCUGACUUAAACCAAAAAAAGAAAAAAGAAAAUGAGUUCAUGGUUUGAAAGCCACCGAGUAUCUUUCGUCUCGAGUUCGGUCAAUUCUUCUAUAUAAUCUUCUCAUAUGUGAAUGUAAAAAGGGGAAAACUUGAAAAAAGAAAUGCAUAAGUGAGAAAUUGAAGAAAUGAGUUAAAAUUCCUUGAGCAGUUUUUCUGUUAUAAGCAUAAAUUUGAUGGUAAGCUGUCUUUUAUUUUAUUGAGAGAUAUCAUUAAUGGCUGCAAGUAAAUGUGCAGUGAAAAUCUUUCACCUGAGGAAAUAUGCCAAUACUUUCAUAUACUUGAUAAUCUGUAUAUUUAUAACAACUCAAAAGUUUAUAAGAA